Messenger RNA from Magnolia sinica, 1626 nucleotides. Its product is annotated as protein disulfide isomerase-like 5-2. NCBI's taxonomy places the organism in Eukaryota, Viridiplantae, Streptophyta, Magnoliopsida, Magnoliales, Magnoliaceae. Gene Ontology annotation, molecular function: protein disulfide isomerase activity. Gene Ontology annotation, biological process: protein folding; response to endoplasmic reticulum stress. The record is from RefSeq and is a predicted model, not a curated record. Gene Ontology annotation, cellular component: endoplasmic reticulum. The transcript is spliced from 6 exons. Bases 36 to 1409 code for a protein of 457 amino acids.
GGGUACCCGGUUGUGAAGGCUGCAAAUGGUCAGACAUGUAUGAAACAGGGAGAAGUCGACGGAUGUGUAGGAGUCGAGCAAUGCCUGAGACGGCACAGAUGUUUCGUAGGACUCUCCUCCUCCUUCCCAUCUUCCUUGCUGCAUUGAUUGCGCCUUGUGUUUCCGCCGUCGAUGAAUUUACCGUGGAUGGGACCGUCUUGGAGCUGGACGGAUCCAACUUCGAUUCGGCCAUUUCCACCUUUGAUUUUAUCCUCGUCGAUUUCUAUGCCCCUUGGUGUGGCCACUGCAAGAGGCUCUCUCCCGAGUUAGAUGUGGCUGCCCCAUUACUUGCUGUGUUGGAUAAACCCAUCAUGAUUGCAAAAGUAAAUGCUGACAAGUUUACUCAUCUUGGUUCCAAAUAUGAAGUCGAUGGAUAUCCUACACUGAAGCUCUUUAUGCAUGGUGUCCCGGUAGAGUAUUCUGGUCCCAGGAAAGCUGAGUUGCUUGUUAAAUACCUGAAAAAGUUUGUUGGACCUGAUGUUUCCCUCCUUGAAUCGGACUCUGCUAUCAGUAGCUUUAUUGAAACAGCUGGUACACAGUUUCCUAUAUUUAUUGGAUUUGGCUUGAACGAAGCAUUAAUCGUGGAUUUUGCCAAAAAGUACAAGAAGAAAGCAUGGUUUUCUGUAGCGAAGGAUUUCUCUGAGGACAUUAUGGUAGUAUAUGAUUUUGACAAGGUCCCUGCUUUGGUUUGCUUUCAUCCAAGCUAUGAUGAAAAGAGCAUUUUCUAUGGCCCCUUUGAAGCGGAAUUCUUGGAAGAUUUUAUCAAGCAAAAUCAAUUGCCUCUGGUUUUGCCCGUAAACUAUGAUACACUCAAGUUGUUGAAAGAUGAUGAGAGGAAAGUUGUUCUAACAAUCAUGGAGGAUGAGUCAGAUGUGAAAUCACAUACGUUGAUUAAGACACUGAAGGCUGCCGCAUCUGCGAAUCGUGACCUAAUAUUUGGAUAUGCUGGAUUCAAGGAAUGGGAAGACUUUGUUGACGUAUUUGAUGUUGAUAAGAAGACAAAACUGCCAAAAAUGGUUGUCUGGGAUAGAAAUGACGAAUUCUCCACGGUCGUAGGCUUGGAAAGUAUUGAUGAGGAGGAUCAACGGUCUCAAAUAAGUCAAUUCCUCGAAGGAUAUAGGGAAGGAAGGACAAUUCAAAAGAGAUUCAGUGGGCCUUCACUGAUUGGCUACAUCAACUCACUCAUCAGCAUCAGAACUGUUUAUCUUAUUGUCUUUGUGGUGGCUGUCAUCAUGCUUAUCCGAACCAUUGGCAACAAAGAUGAAGAUGACACUCCAAGGACACACAGGCAAGUGAGGGAUGAAGAUACAAGCAGCUCCUCCGGGGAGAGUGAAAGGAGAGAGUACCAACCUGGUGACAAGGAAGAUUAAGUUGACGAGCACACAGUUUCUAUGGAUACCAUUGCAUGGCGCCCACUUGCAUACAAUCGAAAGACCAAUUUUUUUUUACAGAAAUCUAUGUGGGUUAUCUGAGUAAGUUAAGAUGGACUAUAGAUGGUAGUCAUAUUGUGUGAAUUUUGUCAGAGUUUCCGUAUGUAUGAUAAUUGCGAUCUCAUUUUGCUAUACAAUUUGCUCCAUUGCCGAAUCC